AUGGCGGCGACUGCUACUGCAUCGGCCGCCUUGGCUCAACAGGCAGUGGACCCAGACCUCGAGGACAGCAACGUCUCGAGUCCCCUCACCGAAGUUGACGACAAGGACGAUAACGACGAGGACAUUGACCGCAUGCAAAUUGACGCUGAUGAGGGCGAUAACUCCAGCCUCAGCGGCGACGAGAAUCCGGCCGACGAUGACCCCUCCGACUCCGCCAGCGUCCUCUCCGACGCUAGGUCAGACGCGAAUUCCGACGGCAACGACACUGAGGCCGAAACAGAGCGUCUUUACGACACACCUAGGCAUCAGCGGCAGCGGGAUGUUGUCGUUGAUCAAUACAACCACGGCCAAGUCUUUGAGCACACCCCAAGCAAGCUCCGCCGGACGUCCAAGCCGGACGGCAAAGCCGACGAUGCUGACCAUGAGAACGCUGACCACGAGUCUGUCUCUGGCGACGAAGGAUCGGGUGCCUCAAGCGCUAACGGUGCAGACGAUACUCCUACAAAGAACGUCGACACAACGAAAAUACUCCUUGUCGAGCGCCUCAGUCCUGGCUCGCAGGAUCGUAAGCGCAAACGGUCGCCGGUGGCAGAUCAGCCCCAGAAGAAGAGAAAUGGCUCCGUCGGCGCCGCCUCUAUCGAGGUUCCUCCGCUUAACAUUGAUAAAAAAGCAGCUACCAACGCCAACAGCGCCCUCCAGUCUGACGCAGACGACGAGCACAAUCGUGACACCGGUACUGAGGGAGAAGCACAAGAUCGCUCUUCUCGUUCCUCCCGAUCAUCCCGAAAAAGCACUCGGAAUGGCCUCCGAAGCAAGGACGGUGUCAAGGACGAGGAAGAUGACACUGGUGCCGAAGGCGCCACAGAAACACCCGGCGAGGAGGCUACAGAUCACCACGAGGACGAAGCUGAGCCUGAAAUUGACGACGAAGAUGAGGCCGAUAUCGCGGCGAAAAACCAAGAAGAGAUGGAACGAAAACAGGCUGCGUUCAAGGAAUGGUCUCAUAUAGAGGAAAUGUUUGGCAUCUUCAGAGAUAGACUUUACGCAGAGAAACUCCAACGCGUCGAGGAUGAGGAGCAGUCUCUGCUCGCCGACGUACCGACCCACCGCGAAUAUCUCAAUAUGAAACAAUGCCUCGACAAUCGACUCAAUCAGAAGCUCCAGGAAGUCAAUACCGAGUUUGACUUCCAGCUCAAGGCGAACGAACGAUGGGCCGUGGCACAGCGAGCACAAAUAUGGAGCCAAUUCUUCCAGGCUGUCCGAGAAAAGCGAGAACAAACGCUAGAAAGCAUGAACAAGCAGUGGUACGAUGUACAGACUGCCAGACGAAAUGCCCACCAUCUUCAAGAUUACGGCCUCCUCUUCCCCAAAGACCCCACACAAAGGCUCCGAAAUGCCAUCGCCUACAACAGCGAAGUGUCCACUUUGGCGGGUAUGGCGAAGUUUGAAGGUUUCCCCGCCGGGCCAGAGAUGAAAGGGGCUUCUUCCCUAGAAUUAAAGUCGGAUCUGAGCGCAAUGGAGCGAACUAGACGAGGUCGCCAAAAGCCUAGCACCUUCCAGCAGCGAGAUGACUAUCAAUCACCGAAUAUCAAUCAAAUUGGGCCGGCGGGAGAACAAUUCCUCAAAGAUACACCAUGGGCGAAUCCAAACCACUCUGCUCACAAGGUGGCGCGGCAAGGAGCGGCGCAAGAUGAGAAUCGCGCGGUUCCUCAAGGGCCCAUCUUCCAAAACGAAACACCAUCUUCGUCAUUGAAAUCCCCAGCACUUCCGGCACGGCUCUCAGAAUCACCGGAAAUGUCGCGGCCAAUACUAAAACCCCCACCGCACCAGAUGAAGCGCGUAGCCAGCGUACCGCGCGCCAACAGGACCCCUAAGGCAACUGCUGUCUGA
This is a messenger RNA of Cordyceps militaris CM01, 1890 nucleotides long. RefSeq names its product transcriptional regulatory protein DEP1, putative. The record is from RefSeq and is a predicted model, not a curated record. The transcript is spliced from 4 exons. Gene Ontology annotation, cellular component: Sin3-type complex. Gene Ontology annotation, molecular function: histone deacetylase binding. NCBI's taxonomy places the organism in Eukaryota, Fungi, Ascomycota, Sordariomycetes, Hypocreales, Cordycipitaceae. Bases 1 to 1890 code for a protein of 629 amino acids. Gene Ontology annotation, biological process: negative regulation of transcription by RNA polymerase II.